Messenger RNA from Danio aesculapii, 803 nucleotides. Its product is annotated as DNA-directed RNA polymerases I, II, and III subunit RPABC1. The record is from RefSeq and is a predicted model, not a curated record. The transcript has 8 exons. The coding region runs from base 83 to 715 and encodes 210 amino acids. Lineage: Eukaryota; Metazoa; Chordata; Actinopteri; Cypriniformes; Danionidae. Gene Ontology annotation, cellular component: RNA polymerase III complex; RNA polymerase II, core complex; RNA polymerase I complex. Gene Ontology annotation, molecular function: DNA binding; DNA-directed RNA polymerase activity. Gene Ontology annotation, biological process: DNA-templated transcription.
GAACCAAACGUGGAGUAGAAGCGUCACAUAAGCGGAUUGUUUUGAUCAUCAAAUUUGAUAUUAAUCCUAUUUUUAGAGCAGUAUGGAUGACGAGGAAGAGACAUACAGACUAUGGAAAAUUAGAAAAACUAUAAUGCAGCUUUGUCAUGAUCGCGGAUAUUUGGUGACGCAAGAUGAAUUGGACCAGACUCUUGAUGAAUUCAGGAGCCAGUUUGGAGAUAAACCGAGCGAGGGUCGACCACGACGAAAUGACCUGACAGUCCUGGUGGCCCACAAUGACGACCCGACCGACCAGAUGUUUGUGUUCUUCCCGGAGGAACCAAAGGUUGGCAUUAAAACCAUAAAGAUGUAUUGCCAGCGCAUGCAGGAGGAAAACAUCACCCGCGCCAUCAUUGUAGUACAAAUGGGCAUGACACCCUCCGCCAAACAGUCUCUGGUAGACAUGGCGCCGAAGUACAUACUUGAGCAGUUUCUUCAGCAGGAGCUUCUAAUCAACAUUACUGAACACGAGCUUGUUCCAGAGCACAUAGUUAUGACAAAAGAAGAAGUGACUGAGUUGCUGGCGCGGUAUAAGCUAAAGGAAAGCCAACUUCCCAGAAUUCAAGCUGGGGAUCCCGUUGCCCGUUACUUUGGCUUGAAGAGAGGCCAGGUCGUUAAGAUCAUCAGACCGAGUGAAACUGCUGGACGGUACAUCACAUACAGAUUGGUCCAGUAAUGCUGGUUUCUUUUUCCAGCAGCUGAAAUUGAACGCCUUCAGUUUGUCUUUUUACCAUUUUUAACUAAUAAAAUAUGUUUGUUACAUC